Molecule: messenger RNA, 850 nt
Organism: Brassica rapa (field mustard)
Lineage: Eukaryota; Viridiplantae; Streptophyta; Magnoliopsida; Brassicales; Brassicaceae
Product: DNA polymerase zeta processivity subunit
Cellular component (GO): zeta DNA polymerase complex
Source: RefSeq, a predicted model, not a curated record
CGAAACGAGGAGGAGUUCAGGUUCACGGCGAGCCCCCCGUCGACGGCUAAUCGAGCAACUUGCGAUUGUGAGACGCUGAUGAACAUGAAGGAUAAUGAUAGUCAGACAGGAGAAGUUGAUCGUACUCUGGUGGAGUUUUUGGAAGUAGCCAUCACAAUGAUUGUUUUCCUCAAAGGCUUUUACCCAUCUGCGGCGUUUGAAAGGAGGAGAUAUAUGAAUGUGGUGGUGCAAAGGGCAAGGCAUCCUGAGCUACGCGACUAUAUUCACUCUGCUGCUUCUGGUUUACUUCCUUUUAUUCAAAAGGGUCUUGUUGAAAGAGUAGCGGUCAUCUUUUUCAGUAAUGAUAAUGUUCCUGUGGAGAGGUUCAUCUUCAAGCUUACCAUUAACCUGUCUUCCGCUGCUUCAGUAGAGGAGAAUCAACUGGAAUUUGCGCUUAGGUCCUUCUUAGUCAAGCUUUCCGUCGCAAACCCCCUUGUCAAGCCUCUUCCUCCCAAUUGUAGAUGGGAGGUAACGGCUUAUCUAAGGUCACUUCCUGACGUGGGUUCAAGCAAAGAAGGUGAGCUAUGGAUUCCAACAGAUACAAAGCAGUGGAUGAAACCGCCAGUUAUUACGCCCGUCAAGUCCCUGAACAGCGAACCACUCUGCUUGCAACUUUACUUGGAACACCCUAGUUUGUCUGAAACACAACCUUGUCAAGCCCUGUGAUGUCUUAGCUUACAGAUCUCGAUUGUAUGAAAUGAUGAGCUUUGGGGCCUCAGUAGACCCGUUUUCUCAAUCCUGAUGCAUAACUGUUUUGUAUCGUCUCAGCAGAACGCUAAGGAGAAAAGUAUAUUGUUACGAUUUUAGAAAA